Molecule: messenger RNA, 2518 nt
Organism: Chara braunii
Lineage: Eukaryota; Viridiplantae; Streptophyta; Charophyceae; Charales; Characeae
Source: the annotation of a GenBank genome assembly
GCCGUAUGAUGAAUCAUUUAAUUGAUUGAUUGAUUGAUUGAUUGUUUGAUUGAUUGAUUGACUGAUUGACUGAUUGAUUGAUUGAUUGAUUGAUUGAUUGAUUGAUUGAUUGUGUGAAUCAAUUACUAAUUGAUUGGUCUUUUUCAUCGAUUCAAUCAAGCAAGUGAUUGGUUAUUUGAUUGGGUAAAACCAGGCCAGUGAGUUCUCGCCCCUGUGCAUCACAAUGAGCGCUGGUUUGCGACUGGGAUAUGGCAGCGUGGCGACAGCUGCGGGGGAGAGAUCCGUCUCCAGCAUCGAGUGGAUGGGAGUCGAUGUCGGGGACAGAAUAGCCUCCUUCUUGAGAGAGAAGGAGAGAGAGGUCCGCGACGACAAGGCUGCAGGAGUAGUAGCAGCAGCCGCGGGUAUCAGCACCGCCGGCGGCGCCGGGGGUGGGCUGGGGCUGACAAAGGGGCUUGGUCCCCCUUCCUCUCAGCCAAUCAACGGCAGCAGCAGCACCUCCCUCCUCCCUCCGCCAUCUCCUCUUCAGGAGUCGGCUAUGGUGAUCAGCCCCCGUUCGGCCUCUUCUUUCUCCUCGUCGGUGGUACUGCCUUGGUCGACUGCACAGAGAGAACAGAGGGAUCAGAGAGAACGAGAGGGAGGAGGAGGAGGAGGAGGAGGAGGAGGAGGAGGAGGAGGAGGUGGCGGCGUCGAAGCGCGGACGAUGAUGAUGAGAUCGGCCGUCGGGACUGAGACAACCUUCGGUCCGUAUUCUGGGUCAGAGCGGUUCUACGGACAGCAGCCAACUGUUGGGACCAGGAUUGACACCGGGAUCGGGACUGGGAUUACGACGACUGGGAGUGCGACGGGGAUUGGCACUGGCAGCAGUGAGAGAGGACCACCUCCUCCUCCUCCUCCUCCUCCUCCUCCUAGUCGUAGUACUGCUACGGCCAGUACGACUAGUGCUGAAGGGGCUACUACCGUUCGUAGUCUGGAUUUCGAAUCUGCCGAUGGGAGAGGGGACAAGCAGCUCGUCUGGAGUGGAAAUCGUCAGCGACAAGAGCAUUGUCGCCAUAGCCACGAGCUAGAUAGUCCUCCCGCUUCGUCUUCCCCUCGCCUUGAUGAGUCUAAUCAUCAACCUCAUUCUCUGCGAUCUCCAGAUCAACGGCAGUAUCGUCAUCAUCGGCUGAAUAGGUACCACCCACGACAUUACUCGUUCUUUAACAAUUCCAAUAAUAAUAAUAAUAAUAAUAGUAAUAAUAAUGAUAAUAUGAAUAAUAAUGCAGCUUAUCAGCAACAAGGAAGAGGGGGAAGUGGGUUUGAAUUGGCAUGGUCUGGCGGAGGUACAGGACUUGUGAGGAGUGAUGGGAGAGGUGGUGGUGGUGAUGGUGGAGAAGCGAGAGGAGGAGCUUUGGCUAUGGAGGACGUGGCUUCUCAGCAAGCCCAGGCGAUGGAUGAUAGCGAUCUUCGUCGUUCGACACACCAAAUGGCGACUCCUGCCUCAGAAGCAACCGGUUUUCUCUCAUCUUCCAGCAGAUUCAGUCCAAAUACAGUGUCAAGUGCUAUGUCAGCAUUGUCGUUGGGAGCGGCGACGGCAGCGACAUCCGCCAGUCGGCGCAGACUGGGUCCGGCCAUGGAUUCCCGCACACAAAAGUUCAGUUGGCAGCAGGCUUAUCUGGAAUUCAAAAGGCGCCUAUGUAGCAAUUUUGGGAGAACGGGUGGAGGAUCUUCAUGGCGGCAGGUUGCCCCCAAUGGGAGGCUGAAUGGCGGCGAGACGGACAGAGUUGUGGCAGGAAACAGCUUGGGGAUGGAUGGAAGGGGGGACGGCUACUCGGCGAGAACAUCUCCCGUAAGUGGAGCGGCUGUUGGGUGUGCCGCCACGGGCAGUGAAUGGCAAGACAGGGAGGGCAUGAUGGUGGCUAGCCGAGAAGCAUCAGGAAUGGCUGUCGCAGAUUGGGUAGACCCUCCAGUGAGGCCAAAAUUAUGGUGGGAAGACCGAUACGAGGUAGACUGGGUCCCUAAAGAAAUCUUUCUGAAGUUUCGCCAGCACAUAGAGGGGUAUCGGAUUGGCGCAAACAUUGAGGUAAACAGCUGUCAGAUGAAGUUUGUCCUGAAGCCUGGCGGGCCGAAGUGCAGAUGGAAAUUAGUCUACACACCGACGGACAGUGAUAUCCAUUUUCUCACCAAGAAAAUCCCUCUUGGUUCACUUCUGAAUUUCCAGGUUGGGGUGGGACAUAAUGUGAGCUCGGGGACGACAGGCUGGAAAUGGAAACUGACGUCACCGCUGACGGACUGGACUUCACAGCAGUGGAGGCGUAAAGCAACCAUCCCUGUGUGCCCUGGGCUGGACAUGCGGAUUGGAUGGCAGGCAGAGUAUAUCAUGCCUAAUUUGCAAGGGGAUGAUGACCGUAGGGAGAGGCGAUUUCAAGAUUGCUGCGGCUUUCUUCGUGAGGACGGGUUGAAUCGUGUGUGAGCGAUAGUAAUAACACGAUGUAAUGUAAUUCGGAGAUCUAUUAUCGCGAAACAAAUUGCAUUGUUAGCG